CUCCCGAACCAUGAGAUCAUGACCUAAGCUGAAGUCAGAUGAUUAACUGACUGAGCCACCCAGGUACCCCUACUCACAAUUUUUAAAAGAUGUUUUUGAGUAGUCCUCAAUUAGAAAUUAGAAUUUGGUCUAUCAAACAAGAUGUAACCCUCACAUUUAAAACGUCCAUAGUGAACAAUGAGCAAAAACAAUUUAAGUGUACUACUAAUGUAGUCAAGGCAUGUACUGUGGUUAAUAAAACACUUUGAGUCUGCGAGUUCCAAAUUUAGAUCCUGGUUCAACCACUUCCCAGACCUCAAGUGCCUUCUGUAACCUCUCUAACCUCACUGUUUUGAUUUGUGAGAUGAGGACAUUUAAUAGUGCCUGUCUUAGAAUUAUUAUAAAAAUUAAAUAACACCUGUAAGGAGCUUAGCACAGUACCUGAUACAUGUUAUAUAUUAGGAAGUAUUUCCCAAAUGAUUUCAGAUUACCAAAAGGAAGAUUCUGGAGGAAUCUUUUCUAUUUCCAAGGUCACUGAUAUUUCACCUGUGAUCUUUUUGGUGCUGUUUUCAUCUCAACGUACAAAUGCUUUGCUUGUAACCUUGCAUCCUCUACUUGUUGCUCCCACUAAAUAAGUUUUUCCUACAAGAUAAUGCAGUUUAUACUGGUGCUAAAUAACUUUGUGAUAUUGUUAGCCAUGGGUCUGUUCUUUGGUGCCUAGCUGGCUGUCUUUGAGCUUUCUCCAGAAUCUUAAAGAUCUUUUAAGGCUACUAACUAGAAGAUAAUCAUUCUUUUAAUCAAGUACUCAGUAAAUGUUAUGACAAAACAUAGUUGUCUAGUUAAAGAACUUAACAGGUAAACCCACAGCCCAGAGGUUUAUCAGCCACUUCCACAAGGUGGAGGUAUGAGUUCAUUAGGUUCUCAGGGAGAACACUUCCCUGAGGUGUAAGUUUAUUUCAAGUCGCAUUCAAUAUUCUGGGUGGCUAAGGCUCACCAUCUCCAUUAUUCUUCAUCUCUCUUCAGAACAUCUCCCUAGAGAGCAUCAGGCCAUAUCUUAGUUUGACCUUGAUUUGCUAUAUGAAGGUCUGGAACCACCUUAUGCAACUGUAGAAGGCUGGGAAUGAGGUAAAGUUCAAAAUAACUGUGAGUUACACAGUUGUGUAAUAAUAAGGAGUGUAGGAAUAACUCCAAAGUCUACAACACAGUGAGGGACUAAUAUUGUUACAUUUUAAAUGUAAGUUUUUCUUUUGUCUUACUAUUUUAAAUAAUAAUGACAUUAAAAUUAGUAUUUUAUGUAACAUUUAGAAUCAGAUUAUGUAGGCUUAAUUCCAUAAAUAGGAGUGUGCCUCAUAAUACAAAUAAAAUACAAUCCUUGGAAUAUUUGUCACAAUAUUACAUGGUUCCAUAUAAAAAAAAGUAACCACUUGAAAUGAAUGAAUCCAAUAAGGGUGAUUACUAUAACUGCUUUUAGUGGAAGAGGUUCAGCUUACAUUAGGAAUAAAAAUACAACAUUAACCCGUACAUUUUGCACGUGCUUGAUGUUGUCUAAAGAUACUGAGGAAGUAUACAGACUUAAGAUAAAAUUUUUGUUGACCUAAAGCAUCCGCUAUAUUUGAAGAAACAAGAUUAAACACAUAACAAUUAAAGGACAGUACAAAGUCAACUGUACUGAAAGCCUGACACCAUUGAUCUCACUGAGGAACCUCCAAGGACAGUGGAUAAGUGAAAGUUCAGAGUGAUUUGGUGAAUUAUAGGGAAGAGGGAUUUGGUUGAAUAGGUAGAUUAAAAAAAAGAGUUUGCAAAGAGGAAAUCAUGCAGAAGACAAAUAAAUGUAGUGUGCUAUGGUUGGGAAAGGGGUAUUGUGCAGCAAAUGACCAAAUUAAAGAUUAUUUUAAAAUUUUUGUUAGAAUUUACCUUGAUGUAUUGGAAAGGAGCAAUUGUAGAUUUUGAGCAGUGUAAUGAUUUGAUUUUAAAGGGGGUGGUGAGGCACCUGGCUGGCUCUGUUGGUAGAGCAUGCAACUCUUGAUCUUGGGAUCAUGAGUUCAAGUCCCACAUUGGGUGUAGACAUUAUUUAAAAAUUAAAAAGAAAAAAAAAUUAAUUAAAAACUAAAAAUAAAGGGGAUGGAAAGGGGAACUAGGGAAACUUUGUCAGUGUGGGUAGAUUGGAAGGAAUCUUGAACAGAAGCUAAAAUGUUGCCCAGUCUGCAUAAGUAUUAAGGUUUACACAAUCUGGAAUAGAAUCUUACUAUUAUACUGGAGGUGUAAACAUUCUUGAUUGGUUUUUUAUUUUAGAGAUGAGAAAACAUUUUUAGAUGUAAAAUUACUUGCCCAAAAUCACAUGGAGUGAAUAGGGUUGGGAGUGAGUGGGAGGAAAAAAUGGAAUUGGUAAGUACCAGGAAGGUGAAAGGUAGAAAAACCAGAGUAUCUGUGGUUUAGAAUUUGGUAUCCAGCCCAGGGGUCUCUUUUGCAAAGUCACUAAGGUCAACAAACUUUGACUUGUCUUCCUGGUGUUGUGGAGGUAUGAGAGGAGACAGUCCUUACAACCAGGUCCAGGUUUUGAGUCCUAUUCUCCACAAAAUUUCCUCCCUUUUUAGAAAACAUGUUGGGUUUUUUUUUGUUUGUUUUUUGGUUUUUUUUUUCCAUGAUAAGUCUUUCAUUUUUCUCACAGGCCCAAGAAAACCGAUCUCAGUAGACUGAAGCUCUGCCUGGAACAUUUCUGGUUGUUCAUGAGGAGGUAGGAGGGGAUUAAGGUGGUGAGGUGAGGAGUAGUACUUUUUCCUUGAGCUCAAAGCUACUGAGGUACCUGGGGAGGAUCAGAAGAAUAUAUCAUUCUCUAACUUGGUCUUUCUCUAGUUUUCAAUUCGUAGAAACAUAGGCCCCCUUUGUAUGCAGUUUUCUAUUCCUCUUUCAAACAAAUUUUGAAAAGAAAUAUUUCUUCUGUGUCAACAGGAUACAUGCUAAGUGCAGUACUCUGAUAGUGACUGCAAAGGAAGUGAAAUGGAAAUUAUAGUUUACAAUGUGAAAUGGAUGGGCGCGAGGCUUUUAUCUUAAUGUACUUGAUCCUCUAGAGAUGAGUAGCUAUCAGUUGGCUCAGGCUCAGUUACUGCAGUGGAGUCUGCAUGCCUACAUGCCUGGAAUCUCACCAUCUUCACUACAGCCUCACCUACAGGCCCAUUCUCCUGUUUCACCUACCCCAGGCUCCUCCAGGACAGAACAGAUCAUGAAGUGAGGGGGCACAGAGGAUAGUGGAGACGUUUUUGCUGCAUUGUGCAUGAAAUGGUACAAAAUAUACCACCUUGAUUUCUCAUCUUCUCAAAGAGUUCUGUACUCCCUGGGAGCUUAGAUAUGAAGUUUACUAUGGGAUUAGAAGUGAUCUGUUUGAAGACCAGUCCAGCUUUUAGGAAAUAAGUAUGAGGACUGUGAGCCCAGAGAAGACAUGACUUCUUCAAAGUUAUACAGGGGACAGCACAUUUGAAGAUGGAGGACCAAAAGAAAUACCCAAGUCGGAAAGCUGUACACCAUUCAGGCAGAAUCCGGUUGGAGAGGAAAGCUGGUCUCAUGAUUAGCGAGCUUCCCCAGCUAGCCUGUAGUCCAGGACUGCAAGAAUUCAGGCAUGAGGACACUGUGCAGCAGGCUCACACAGGCAGACCCAAGAUGGACAGAACCUUGGAAUCCCUGAGACACAUCAUUGCCCAAGUCUUGCCUCACAGAGACCCGGCUCUAGUCUUCAAAGACUUGAAUGUUGUGUCAAUGUUACAGGAAUUUUGGGAAAGCAAGCAGCAGCAGAGGGCUGCAUUCCCAAGUGAAGGCGUGGUGGUCUAUGAGUCACUGCCAUCUCCAGGACCGCCCUUUGUGAGUUAUGUGACCCUCCCAGGGGGAAGCUGUUUUGGCAACUUUCAGUGCUGCCUAAGUAGAGCUGAGGCCAGACGGGAUGCAGCUAAAGUGGCCCUAAUCAACUCCCUCUUCAAUGAGCUGCCCUCUCGAAGGAUCACUAAGGAAUUCAUUAUGGAGAGUGUGCAGGAAGCAGUUGCCUCCACCAGUGGCACUUUGGAUGAUGCAGAUGACCCCAGCACCAGCAUUGGAGCCUACCACUACAUGUUAGAGUCAAACAUGGGGAAGACCAUGCUGGAAUUUCAGGAGCUGAUGACCAUUUUCCAACUACUGCACUGGAAUGGAAGCCUAAAAGCCCUUCGUGAAACAAAGUGUUCCCGACAGGAAGUCAUCUCCUACUAUUCCCAGUAUUCCCUAGAUGAAAAGAUGCGCAGCCACAUGGCCCUGGACUGGAUCAUGAAAGAGAAGGAAUCUCCAGGAAUUCUCUCUCAAGAGCUACGGAUGGCCCUGAGGGAGUUGGAGGAAGCUAGGAAAGCAGGACAAGAACUGCGGUUUUACAAAGAAAAGAAAGAAAUCCUGAGUUUAGCCCUGACUCAGAUCUACAGCGAUCCUGACACCUCCUCACCCAGUGAUGAUCAGCUGAGCCUAACGGCUCUUUGUGGCUACCACUAGCAAGGCCAGGUUCCAGCUGGCCUGAGGUUGGCAGAGGCUGGACUCUAACAUUAGGAAGCUCAGUGAAGGAAGUUGUUGGAGGCUUUACCACCUACAGCUACCACCUGAAGGCUGUACUAAUUCUUCCCACCCAUUCCAUUCAUAGACUCUCAGAAUAAUAGGAUCCUUACAGGUCCCAACAAUUUUCCCAUCACACUUUCAAGAGUUCCUCUUCUUACUGAAAAGAUGGAGACAGAAUUGUUUGAAAAACAUUUCCCAGGUUUGGCUCUAACCUAAAGCCCUGUUGACAUGUGCCUUCCUAGAUUAUGUAUGUUGUUUUAAACAAUGGGCCAGUGUAGCAUCCCCCAAAAGAACACCAGCUGGGACUGGGGAAAGUAGCAUGAGAGCAAUUUUUAAAAAUAGUUGGGAUUAAAUAAACAACAUAGAAAAUACACAUGGGUCAGAAUUUCUUCCUAAGCUUUAUAAACUAAGAGACACUUCUACUCUACUAGGUAAAAUCCAAAAUUCCAGUGGCAAUUUUAUCUGGACAUCCCACUAUCAAAGAUCUAAAGUGGUAAUAGUGAAAAUAUGUGAUAAAUUUAACUUGGCUUAAAAUGCCAGUUAUAAUAUUUAAAAAAAAAUCCACACUCUUCGGUAUGGGGAUAAAUUUCACCUAGAAUAGUACUCCUAUUCCUCAAGAAGAAUUAGUAUCUAAUUUUAAUGAGUCCUGCAAACAGUGAUGUUCAUUUUUAACUUGCAAAUAGAUAACUCAGAUUGAUUUGUUUUUAUUUUUGCCACCACAGUCAUCUAUGUAUCAUGGAGACAGUCACUGGAUUUUGAAAAAUCAUUAGCUUUUAACAGUGCUUGCAUUUGAUUAGUUUCUCGUGCGUUAGAGAGAAGGAGUCUUUAACUGUCUUUAUUGUUGUUCAAGAACAUAAGCCAGGAGUAGUUCAAAUGUAGUGUCAUUUCCAAGUUUUAAUUAGACAUUGUCAUCUCUCUUUGAAAAUGGCUUGGGUCAAUUAACUGAUUAGAAAACCAAAAGCAAAUACAGACCAAUUUUUAGAUGGUUUCUGGUCACUCAAAUUUAAGAAUGGCAGCAGUGUGAAUUUUAGACAUUUGUAGGAAUUUCCAACUUUAUAACACAAAAAGGAUUAUCUUGCGUUUAGUCCAAUAAUUCAAAAUAAAGGAUACAGUUUUUUCAAUGUUAAAUAAGAUUUCUUUUUCUUCAUGUUUAAGUGAAUGCAAACUAACGUUCCUGAAGGCUAAAACCAUUAUAUUUACAUUAAAGUUUACAAAAGCAUGAUAGCUUAACUUCAUAUAUAAAUAUGUGCAGAUGUAAUUAUCACUCCUUAAGUCCCCAUGAAAACUAUAUAUAUGGAUCAUGUAUUUUGGAAUUAGCCUUUAAAAUAAAAAAAUUAAUUUCAGAUAUCAUAUUUCUCACACCAGGGGAAAAUUUAGCUUCUUACCUACUGCCUUACUCUGUCGUGAAAGGUAAUACUAUAAAUAUUAGAUAAAUUUAAUUUAAAAAUAUUGUGUUAACAAAUGUCACAUUUCUCCCCAAAAUGAGGCUAAAUGUCACCUAGAAUAAAACUAAAACUAUAUUCCCUUAUAAUCCUAAAAAGGAAUUCGAAUUAAUAUUUGCAAGUUGAAUAAAUUUUAACAUUAAGGAAACUUUCUGUUAAAAGCAAUUUUUUCAUAAAGUCAUUACUCUUUAUCAUUUCAUAAAACUGUAAUUUCCCACGUUAGGUGUGAUUAUAGGUAGGUCCAUCUUUGCUGCAUUUGCAGCUUUUGACCAUGACCACCUAAAGCUGACACCAUCUAAUUAGAUCCAGGAAGGGGAAUCAGCAAGGAAAAUGUUAAAAUUUAUUCUUUGCUCUAUAAUUAGAAAACUGUACCUAUUACGUGAACUAAAAGCAUUGCCUUUGGCCAAUGGCAGUUUUCCCAGCUGGUCAGAACUGCCCACUCUUCCUGGAAUGGUAUGUAACCUAUAGCGAAAGAAACAAAAUUCAGAAUCUCUGCCAUUGCUGGAGGCUUUUAAUGCUCAUUUAUAGCAAAUCAAUUUUAGCUAAGACAUAAGGGCUGCCAGUACAUCACUUAAACAUUUAUAAUUCCAGACCUAAGAAGAGCCAUGUUGAAAAGCAAAGUAGAUUCUUCUUCUUCUUCUUCUUCUUCUUCUUCUUCUUCUUCUGUAUCUUGUUCUCAGUGAUACACUGUGUUGAAGGGGAUCAGAGUGGAAGAUUCUCUAUUUUAAAUAUAUGGAGUUCUGGGUCCUAAACUUUUGUGGUUAUAAUGCCUUUGAGAAUCUGAUGAAAGCUAUGGACCUUCUCCUAGGAAAAUAGAGUGAAGCAUAUACCUUCAAAUUUAUGCAAACAGUUUCAGAGAGUUUGUGAACCUCCCCAACGUCCAUGGAUUGCUCUAAGGACCUCCAAUUUAGAAUCUUGAGUACAGACUUAUAGUCUCAAACUUUUCAGCAUGGAUCCAAACUAGCUCAGACCAGCCCUGUGUAGCCUAUUUCUAAGAUAAAUGUUAUCAUCCUUAAAUACAGAAUUGUACUGCAUUUUGACAAGAAUGGUUUAAUCUUCACAAAGUCCAAAUAUACCAAAUUGCUAUGAAAAAACAGCUUAAAACAAACUAGUCACUAAGUGUGUGAACCUAUUAGAAUAUUGUCAAUCUAAUAAAGACAUUAUUCCUCUAA
Molecule: messenger RNA, 7156 nt
Organism: Leopardus geoffroyi (Geoffroy's cat)
Lineage: Eukaryota; Metazoa; Chordata; Mammalia; Carnivora; Felidae
Gene: LIX1
Product: limb and CNS expressed 1
Exons: 12
Coding region: 3457-4482 (341 amino acids)
Biological process (GO): autophagosome maturation
Cellular component (GO): cytoplasm
Source: RefSeq, a predicted model, not a curated record